This is a messenger RNA of Linum trigynum, 5677 nucleotides long. NCBI's taxonomy places the organism in Eukaryota, Viridiplantae, Streptophyta, Magnoliopsida, Malpighiales, Linaceae. The record is from the annotation of a GenBank genome assembly.
AACUAGCAACAAUUCUAGUCCGCAUGAAAAAGAAAAGCUCUAGGGGUCGUUUGGAAGUUGCGAAUGUUAAAUCGUUGCAUUGUAAUGAAUCACCAUGAUAUAAAUGUAUGUAUUGAUACAAUGGAUGCAUUUUAACAAUACAUUGUUUGGUUGUUGAGAUUCUAUUUUAUGCAUUGAUUUACAUAAAGUUACUUUUAUGGGGAAAUGUCAUAUUUACCCUCAACUUUUAGAAUAAGACAAAAACUAUUGGGGAUAUAAAGGGAAAGAAAAGGUUGACACAAAUCUAAAACCAACAAUCACAACAAUCUCAACUUUUAGUUGAGAUUGUAUAGUGCAUCAUUUUUUGUGAUUGUUGGUGGGACCUACCUAAAACAAUGCAUGCAUUAUUUAACACUUUGGCACUUCCAAACAUUGUAUUGUGCAUAAUACAUGUAUUCAACAAACACAACUAUAACAAUCACAACUUCCAAACGACCCCCUAAAGAGAGAAGCAAUGAGAAUAGAAAGUGGAACUCACUACUCAGCUUAAAAUUUCAUGCCUUAAAAUUUCAUCGAGAAAAACAAAAUGUACUAAUAAGUAAGUAGAACAAAAUUAUUGUUUUGUAAUUGAAUUUGAUGUUUCGAUGAAAAAGUUAAUGAUUCAUUAUUCAAUUAUUAAUUAGCAUAGACCUGUUGGUAAGUCAUUUAUGGAACCAUCUAUACCUAUAAAUUAUAAUAGUUAUAAAUAUUAUACUAAUUAGGGUAGGACAAAGAAUGCAAAAGUGGAAAUGAUAAAAGUGAGAUAGAGGGAAAUUGAAAAAUGAAAUGAAGAGGAAGUGCGAAGAAUAUUUUGGUAACGAUUUUACUAAUUCGGUUCCGUAGAUAAAGACCCACCAACCAUAAAUACAUAUUCUUCAAGCACUCUUGGGUAAGUUUUCGACCCCUUGUUUGUUUGGCAUAUUGGCCUAUGAUUGUCACUUCAAUGUUACUUUGUUAAUAUGACAAUCAAAAACCGAAGUGACAUGUCAAUCCCUCAAUCUUUUCGCUUGGCAAGAAGACCAAUACUAGGGAAUACCCAUUGCAUUAUGUACAGUCAAUUAAGCUAUUUUAUACUCAUUGAUGCAUUUUGUACGGUGCAACUAAGCUAAUACAAUUGACUAUGAGCUUCUAUCACUCCCGUGCAUUAGAUCUUUAUCCGUAGAGACACCAUGUUAAAUCGCUUGAGUUCUUUUGAUUAUGGGUGGCUUAAAUCUUUUGAUUAUGUCUAUAGAUUAAUUGGUCCCUUGUCCCUUGAUUAUAUGGUUAGGGCUAAAUUUCUUAAACACUGACUAUGAAACAAUGGAAAACUUGUUAAUAUAAUGAGCACGAAUGCAGUCAAAAUCGCAUUUUAAAAUUUAAAAGUUUAUUGUUUUACGCUACUAGGUCAUCAAAAUGCUUUCGUUUUCAUAUAAAAUUUUUGGUGCAUAAAAUCAGACUAAAUUGAGCUUAUAAGUUUAAAUUCUUACGCUUUUACGCUUCUAGUUCAACAAUACAUUUUACGAUGUUACGCUUUUAGUUCACUAAAUGGGUAUUAUUUUCAUUAAAUGAAUUAUUAAAAAGGUAUAUUUAAAGGUAAAUCACCAACAAUAUGAUACAUUUGAGAUUAAAAUAUAUAUAUACUAUACUAUAUAGGCACUUGGAUGCAUUCUCGGUUUCAAUAGAGUAAUCUAAUUCAGCAGUUGGGCCCUUCCCAAAUUCAUUAGCAUAGAGAGGAAGAUGAUAUAUUGCUAAGAUGCUACGAGUUGCUCUACUUUAAACAUGAAUUGCAGGUAGUUAUUGACUUAUCUAAAUAAUGUACACUCAUAUUUUACAUGGUACAUGUCUUACUUAACAGAUUUACAGUUAUCUUACACUAUGUAUAACAAAUUUUACUCUUUUACACUUUGAUUCUACCAUUUAUGAUUUUACCUUUUUCUAAUUCUAAAUGGAGAACAAUUCAAACUGUGAGCAUGAAAUGGACAUCCCUGUAGUGUCCGGGAAUGGGCUCCCAGAAUCCAAAACGUAAUUGGCAACCUGUCAUUAUGAAAUGCACCAUCUCCAUCCUGCCCAAACCAAUGAAAACGACAAGAGCUAAGAAGAGGGAGAAGAAGAAGACCCACAGGGGCGAUUAUGAAAACAGAGCAAGGGUUUUAGUUUAUCAGCAACAGCGACUCAUAAAAUGAUAUAUCCAGGGCAAAGCCUGGCCACAUAAAUGGUGGAUGGGAACUAACCCAGAGAUCGCCUGCCCUGCCCACUACCUUAAUUAGUAACAGCCAGCCAGAACAUCACCUAGUGAAACUUCAAAGAAAAAUGGCGAGUGGUGGGUGGGUUUGGGUACUCUGCCUCAUGGUGUUUCUUCUGAGCAGCGCGGCAGCGGCAGGUGUUUCUUUGGGAGCCGAGGAGGAGUACAGCAGAGGUGAUUUCCCAGAAGGGUUCAUCUUCGGCGCAGGAACGUCGGCGUAUCAGGUGGAAGGAGCUGCAGACCAGGACGGCCGGAGCCCCAGCGUGUGGGACACCUUCGUCCAAGAGGGUUACGCCGGUGGAGCUACAGGGGACGUCGCCGUCGACCAGUACCAUAAAUACAAGGAUGACGUACUACUAAUGGCUGGAAUCGGGCUGGAUUCCUACCGAUUUUCCAUCUCCUGGUCCAGGCUCAUCCCUGGCGGGAGAGGAGCUGUCAAUCCCAAAGGCGUCCAGUACUACAACAACCUCAUCAAUGAACUCAUUAGCCACGGAAUCCAGCCGCAGGUGUCGUUGUACAACUACGAUCAUCCCCAGGUUCUCGAGGAUGAGUACGGAGGAUGGCUUAGUCGAAGAAUGGUGGGAGAUUUCAGAGAUUAUGCGGAGGUGUGCUUCAGGGAGUUUGGUGACCGAGUUGGUCACUGGACAACAGUGAACGAGCCGAACAUCUUGGCCUCCGGCAGCUACGGUCAAGGGCUCGGGCCUCCCCAUCGCUGCUCGCCGCCGUUCGGCGUCACGACAUGUGCUCAAGGGAAUUCCACGACGGAGCCUUACUUGGUCCUCCACCAUAUCCUCCUCGCCCAUGGAUCCACAGUAAAAUUGUACAGGGAAAAAUAUCAGAGGAAGCAAGGAGGGCUAAUUGGACUGACCCUUUUCGCACUCGGCGUAGUUCCUUACACCAACUCUGCAGAAGAUGUAGCCGCAGCCAAGAGGGCCAAAGACUUCUUCAUUGGCUGGGCUGCAAAUCCGUUGGUGUUUGGGGACUACCCGGAGGUGAUGAAGAGGAAUGUUGGGUCGAGGCUGCCACGUUUCACGAUCGAAGAAUCGAAACUGGUGAAGGGAGCGUUCGACUUCCUUGGCGUCAUACAUUACAUGGAGAUACCUAUGAAAGACAACCGCGAAAGCCUCAAUUCGGAGCUCCGGGACUUCUAUGCUGAUGUUGGCGCUCAGAUGAUGGUGAGCUUGGACAGUUAUACGCACGGGUUCCCAGUAAAGCCGGGGGCUUUGCGAGAAGUUCUGGAGGACUUCAAGACGCUGUAUGACAAUCCUCCUCUUUACGUCCAUGAAAAUGGGCAAGUCGAGAGACGCAAUGGAAGCCUGAAAGACACGGGCAGAGUGGAGUAUCUCCAUCGUUACAUUGGCGCUGUAUUGGAUGCCAUUAGGAAUGGAUGCAAUGUGAGAGGAUACUUUGUAUGGUCGCUAAUGGAUGUGCUGGAGCUACUGGGCGGAUUCCAGACCGGAUACGGAUUGUAUUACGUGGAUCUGGACGACCCGAACUUGACCCGAUAUCCCAAGCUCUCUGCCCACUGGUUUUCCCGUUUCCUCAACGGAACCUCCGUUGGUCCAGACUACAGUAAUGUUAUUGCUGAAUUUGAGCUCGCUGCUGCCAAUCUGAGCCACCUGAUCACCCACGUUCGUCGUCGCAGGCAGCAUUCAUCUCAUUAGACUUCCACGAUUGCGGCGGGUUACUCGGUCGCAGCAGUACUAUAAUAUGUACAAGUGCUUCUCUUGUAUUUAUUAAUAAAUGGGAGGCUUUUGGUAAACUUGUAUAUGAAUAUUGAACCCUACUUAACUAUUAUGCAUGGCUCCUGGGUUUUACUAUGAUUGUGCUUGUUGGUUUGAUGGGUAACUAGGAGUCAGCUAGCGUAAUUAGUGGAAUAAAAACAUAGUUUGAUUAAUAUUCACACACAUACUUUUUUUAAAGAUAUUUGCUGACCUCAAAUUUAAGUUCAUAAAAUUUAUAAUUUUCUCAUUUCAUAUACAUUAUCACUUGGUCACUCAACACUUUAUGAGAUUGAUAACUAGAGAUGACAAUCAAAUCUGCGACUGUCGGCACCCAAUCACCACAAAUCUAGUCAACAUGAAUAUCUCUAGAUUUAUUGGAUAUGUGGCUAGUAUGAGUAACCACGCACAAUUUUUUGAUGGAAAUGGGGCAGGGUUGGUUUUAGGCUUGCUCACUGCCUCACUCCAUACAAUAUCCAUAACAUUCAACUAAGAGUGUUUCUUCAUGCAUAAAGGAUCAUAUGGCAACUUAUCAAUCAUAGGAAGGGUAAUUUAAGAAAAAUAAAGAUCUAAAAUGUACUUGAGUGGUCAUCAAAACUGAACGUUAAUUUCUUUCCCUUAGUUCGACAUUCACUCUUUCACUUUUUCACUUGAAAACUAAUUUAUUUUGGUUAUUUAUUAUUUAGUAGAUAUGUUGAAUUGAGAGAUGAAUGAUUUCAAAUUUUCAAUAGUAUUGUACUUUAACUUAUGGGUUAAUAGAUGCUGUCGACUUUAAUGCUUUGGAUUUGUACUAAGAAUGAAUUUUCUGAUUUAAUAAAUCCGUUUGGUGUUAUAAUUAAAUAUUUUACUUAGUGGGCCUUGAAUCAUCUCUCUCUCUUUUUUUACUUCUAUUUCUCCUAGUAAAGCAUGCAUUUGCUUUUGAGCGCGUCCAAAUUCAAGGGAUUCCGGCCGCCGGAUUUUUGGCUUCCUCCCUUUUCCCAUUAUUUAUUUAUUUUUUCCUCAAAAUCUUCUAUGGUGAAAAUGAUGUCGAACAACUUGCUUCGAUUUCCAACUAAGAGUCCACAUGGUUGCAAGUAAAGAGAACUAACGGUCCACACUGAAUGUUGGUUUUGCGAACUUAUUCUAAUUUAUAUUCAGUGCCUCUAUCUUAAGAUGUCUUAUAACUUAUAAGUAUAUGACAUAAAAUUUUAUCUUUUGACAUUUUCCGAGCACUUAACUAAUUAUUGUGAUGAAUUGAUCAUGUCAAUAAAGUGUUCGAUCGAAACAUAUCAUAUUAACUAGUACUGUGACCGGCCAGUUGGCCGGUUGGUGGCUCUUCAUGUGCAUUUGAUAUGACGUGUAUUUUCUAUUAAGAAUUAAUAUGAAGUAGGUGAACGGUGGAUUUUGAUUGACUAUGGAUUUGUCUACUUUUUUGGUGAUUUUAAUGUGUAUCGUUGUGAUGUAAAUUGUAAUCGCUCUUCUUUUUAAGAGUUGUUCAUCAUGGAUGCACUUUAAAAUUAGAAUAAUAUUUGUUUGGGUGGUUUGUUGGAUGCUAAAAGUAUAUAUUUAUCGAAACAUUAUCGCAAGUCCCGAAUUCAGUUUGUUGGAUGCUAAAAGUAUACAAUUAUCGAAACAUUGUCGUAAGUAGGGGGUGGGAAAUGGGUUGGUCUAUACCGGACCACACCGAAUUGAAUAUAAUAUGAUCUGGUCCUUGGUCCAAUGAAUUUUGUAAAUACUG